AUGACUUCUUCAACUCAACAAGACUCCCAGCAUCGAGCCACUUCUGAUUCUACGGAGCAGGCGGAAGGAACAGUCAUUCAAUUACAUUCUAAUAACUUCGAAACCCCUGUCGAGCUAUCUAACGUGCUUAAACCCAUUUUUGGCGAUGGAUUUAGCUUUGAGUUGCAGAAUGAUAUGUACAAUGUUCGGAUCAUCGGCCAUACUCUACAGGAGAUCGAAAGAAAAUUUAAGGAAAUCAAGAAUCACAAAAGGCAUGAUGUCGUAAUAGGCGGAAGGAAACAGGAGACUGAGGAUAACAACUCUUUGCCAACCACAGCGGAGUAG
This is a messenger RNA of Hypoxylon fragiforme, 324 nucleotides long. RefSeq lists its product as uncharacterized. The record is from RefSeq and is a predicted model, not a curated record. NCBI's taxonomy places the organism in Eukaryota, Fungi, Ascomycota, Sordariomycetes, Xylariales, Hypoxylaceae. The coding region runs from base 1 to 324 and encodes 107 amino acids. The transcript is spliced from 2 exons.